UGCAGCUGAGUUCAGCAGGCUCCGCCCACCUGAACUCCAUCAGGUUUAUCCGAAACCUUCACCUCCCCAAUCAGAGCGACCACAUCAGUCACACAGGUAAACGAUGAGCCGGCCGGUGAUGACGCAGCCUCAGCAGCUCUUCGUUUCCUCGGUGGAAGCUGACUGGGCUUCAGGGAUCUGCGACUGCUGCGACAACAAGAAGCAAUGCUGCUUCGCCUUCUGGUGCUGCCCCUGCUUCGUCUGUCGAACCACCCAACAGUUCGGUCAGUGUCUCUGUCUCCCCCUGCUGGACGUGUUCGGCUGCGUCCGUCCCAUCACGAUGUCCAUCAGGGUGUCGCUGCGUCAGCGCUACGGCAUCAAAGGGAACCUCUGCACCGACUGUUUGUGCUCCACCUUCUGUCUGCCCUGCGUUUGGUGUCAAAUGGCCACCGAGAUGAAGAAGCAGAAGCUCCCCACCAUGCAGUGACAUCAUCCGCCAGUGAUGAUGUCAUCAGCGUGAAGUCAUUGCUCCAGACCGGCCGUCGUGGCCCAGCUCCGCACCAGGACAAAUCAAUAAUCAUCAGUGUUUACUGUGUUUAUCAGUUAUUUGUUUUUAACAAACCAGUUUUUGUUAUGUUGCUCAUCUGUUUACUCGAUUUAGAUGUUUGUUAGCUUAAAUUCAUUAAAAUUAAAUUCAUGCUUGUGACUGAGCUUAACGAUGAAUCGAGACUGGAGAGAAGCUCAGAUCUGAUAUUUAAUCAUUGCACAAAUAUUCAGUCUGUGUGAGCUUUGAAGGUGAUUUCAGGAUUCACAAUUCACAUGAAACCAUUUAAAUGUUUUUACACAAUUCAGGUUUGGCUUCUAGCCAAAUUCAAUACUGACAAAAUAAAAACCUUUAAAAAUGGAAA
Molecule: messenger RNA, 887 nt
Organism: Maylandia zebra (zebra mbuna)
Lineage: Eukaryota; Metazoa; Chordata; Actinopteri; Cichliformes; Cichlidae
Source: RefSeq, a predicted model, not a curated record